This is a messenger RNA of Anopheles cruzii, 3434 nucleotides long. RefSeq names its product solute carrier family 12 member 9. Bases 61 to 2886 code for a protein of 941 amino acids. The record is from RefSeq and is a predicted model, not a curated record. Lineage: Eukaryota; Metazoa; Arthropoda; Insecta; Diptera; Culicidae. Gene Ontology annotation, molecular function: potassium:chloride symporter activity. Gene Ontology annotation, cellular component: membrane. The transcript has 7 exons. Gene Ontology annotation, biological process: chloride ion homeostasis; chloride transmembrane transport; cell volume homeostasis.
GUCACGAAACAAUCAGUGAUACGCGCCUCGUUCAAUUAGGUUUGGUCGUGGAUAUUUAGAAUGAUUGCCCAAAAUAAUGUUCAUAGUACCAACAACGAUCCAGUCGAAUCGUCCGAUUCAUCGCCCAUAACGGGAUCAUCGAAUGCUACAGGUACUUCACGGCUGUUUCGACAGUUUGGAAGCCUGUUUUCGACUCCCGCGCCGCCGAAUGAUCCCGCAGGUUAUGUCGAGUUUGGCAGCAUAUCCGACCCAGUUCCCGGAUCCAGUAGUCGAACGUUGGGAACGUUCGCGGGCGUCUUUUGUCCCGUGGCGCUAUCCAUGUUCAGUGCUCUGGUGUUUAUCCGCGUCGGAUUCAUCGUAGGCAAUGCUGGCCUGUACGUAACGCUGUUACAAUUUAUUAUAGCCUACGUUAUUCUGCUGUUCACGGUGUCAUCCGUCUGUGCGAUUUCGACAAAUGGAGCCGUUGAGGGCGGUGGCGUGUACUUUAUGAUAAGCCGAACACUUGGACCAGAGUUCGGAGGGUCGAUUGGUACUCUCUUCUUCCUUGCGAAUGUUGUGGGAUGCGGCCUGGCCAUAUCAGGAUGCGCUGAAGGUAUCAUCCAGAACUUUGGACCAACUGACGAUAGCAUCGAUAGUGGGUCGAUUCCAGACGGGCGCUGGUGGCGUUUUCUGUACUGCAGUUGCAUCAAUACUUUGAUGCUGAUUGUGGUACUGAUCGGAGCAGAAAUGUUCGCAAAGACGUCGAUGGUCAUUCUCGGUGUAGUGGUCGUUUGUUUACUUUCAACUUACAUCAGUUUUCUCACGCAAGGCCCAAAGGAGGUAAACCUUCCGCGCGAGAAUCAUCUGGUUAACUUUACGACGGCACACUACAGCGGACUGCAGGCAGAUACAUUAUGGGCGAACCUUCACAGCAAUUACACCAAAGAUUACACAUCGGACGGCAAUCAGGUGAAUUUUGCCGUCGUAUUUGGUGUGCUGUUUUCUGGUGUUACCGGCAUCAUGGCUGGGGCAAAUAUGUCUGGCGAGCUGAAAAAUCCAUCCAAAAGCAUUCCAGCCGGUACUCUGUCAGCGGUUCUGUUCACAUUCCUGUGCUACAUGGCACUAGCUGUACUAAUAGCGGCCACUACAACGGGAACCCUGCUGCAAAACAACUUUCUGUUUCUUGGCCCGAUAAACCUGUGGCCAACGUUUGUGACGAUCGGUAUUCUUACAGCGACCUUUUCCACCGGCCUAAGUAACCUGAUUGGGGCCAGUCGCGUAAUGGAAGCGCUCGCGAAAGAUCGCGUUUUCGGCUCACUCAUGAACUUUGUAGUCAAGGGGACGUACAAAAGUAACCCCAUUGCAGCAGUGAUCGCCAGCUGGAUGUUAGUUGAGACGAUUCUAUUGAUUGGCUCGCUCAACACUAUCGCGCAAAUCAACUCGGUGCUUUUCAUGCUUUCCUACCUUGCCACGAACUUAGCAUGUCUCGGUAUCGAAAUAACGGGAGCACCAAACUUCCGCCCGACGUACAAAUAUUUUACUUGGCAUACGGCUUUUAUUGGGCUACUCGGCACAGGCAUUAUGAUGUUUGUGAUCAACUCUAUCUACGCGCUGUCUAGCAUCAUACUUUGCAUGUUUCUCGUCAUCGCUCUGCACCUUUUCUCACCCGCAUCGCAGGGUGCACAGUGGGGAUCGAUUUCUCAAGCAUUAAUGUUCCAUCAGGUUCGUAAAUACUUGUUAAUGCUUGACUCCCGUAAAGACCACGUAAAGUUUUGGCGUCCACAAAUGUUGCUACUCGUGUCAAGUCCACGUUCUUGCUGUCCGCUAAUCCACUUUGUGAACGAUAUGAAGAAAGGUGGUUUGUACGUCAUAGGACACGUAAAAGUGGGCGAGUUCGAGGACAAUGACUCCUCCAACGAUCCAACAAUUGAUGAGUACACGCAGUGGCUUUCACUUAUCGAUCAUAUUAAAGUCAAAGCUUUCGUGGAGUUAACGCUAUCGAGAACCGUACGCGAGGGCAUACAGCAAUUGAUACGUAUUGCCGGUAUGGGCGCGAUGAAACCUAACACGACUAUUUUAGGCUUUUAUGACGAGGAACAAGCCCGGGACUUUUUUGAGUAUGAAGAUUCACCGUACCGGACGAAUGAAUUCGAUGGUGACGGAAUGAAGCUAUUCCCUUAUCGCAAAAAUGGAGACGUCAAGACAUUGGACGUGGUCGAAUACGUACGAAUCAUCGACGAUGUGCUGCGAAUGAAAAAGAAUCUCUGCCUCUGUCGCCAUUUCCAUCGAUUGGAUAAACAGAUGAUAGCACGCAACAACCAUAUUCGCUACAUUGACGUCUGGCCGGUGAACAUUUUUGAGCCGAAAAAUGAGGAUUCCUUCGAUGUUGUUUCACAGUUUAUGUUGCAGCUCGCAUGUAUCAUCAACAUGCUUCCAGUGUGGAAGAAGCUCGAAUUACGCGUUUUCCUAUGCGAGUCGGAAACGAUGCUUGAAAAUGGUGCUAACUUCGAACGUCCAGCGGAACACAGACUUGAUCAACGGUUGAAGCUAUUGAGAAUAUCAGCUUCGAUUCACAAGAUACCCGAAUGGAACAAAGAUAUUGAUUUUGUCAAAUAUCGGAGUAUAUUGAAACCAUUUACCGGAAAAAGCAGUAGUAACCGAGCGAUGACGGAAGAAAACAUUAACCGCUCGAAACUGUACAUGCAAAGAAUUAAUCAUAUUAUUCGCGAGAAGUCCAACGCAACGGCCGUGACCUUUAUGUACCUUCCGAUUCCUCCCGCGACAGCAUCAAUCGAUUAUGAAGAAAAGUGUCACCACUAUCUUGAUUUGCUCACUGAGCUGACAUUUGAUCUUCCACCCACCAUUCUUGUCCAUGGCAUCGACGAUGUUACCUCCACAACUCUCUGAGGCUUUUAUGAAAGAGUGUUUGCAGUGCCUGUGAAUUAACAGAAAAAAAACUUUUCUUUUGGAAUCUACAUGGAAAUAAUCGGAAGCUUCUUGGACAUUGUUUUGCCGUCGACCGAAACCAAGUAUGGCUAUACUAUAUCAAACAUGUAACCCACGGAAUUAAUGAAGCCAUAGGGAGUGGUCGUAUUGAUCUAUCGCAAAAGAUAUAAAAAGAAGUUGGAAAUCGUUACAAGCAUUACGAACUAUUCCAUGGUUUAUAGCGUUUAUCUAAUUUUAAAAUAAUUAUUUAUGUUUCUUGUAGCAUCAUCGUUAUCAAAUUUAACUUUAAACAUAAUAUGCAUUGCAGAGCUUAUAUUGACAUUUAGAUGUUUUGAACUCCAAGGUGAUCGUGAAAGAUGAUUUUCAAAGUAGAAUCCUCUUCCACCAGAAUUCGAACCGUAUUAUUGGGAUGAUUAGCAAUAUUCAUAAAAUUACGUUAUUACGUCCAUCUGCAACUCUCAUUGUAACACCAAGUAUCGUUUUUUAGCAAUAGUAACGAUUGCAUAAUU